This is a messenger RNA of Hibiscus syriacus, 1414 nucleotides long. RefSeq names its product protein CANDIDATE G-PROTEIN COUPLED RECEPTOR 7-like. The record is from RefSeq and is a predicted model, not a curated record. The transcript has a single exon. Gene Ontology annotation, cellular component: Golgi apparatus; membrane. Gene Ontology annotation, biological process: transport. Lineage: Eukaryota; Viridiplantae; Streptophyta; Magnoliopsida; Malvales; Malvaceae. The coding region runs from base 13 to 1344 and encodes 443 amino acids.
AACAAUUCACACAUGAUGAACCAUUUCAAUCCCUGUAAAACAUGUUAUACGUUGUUGUUUCUUCUCUCGAUCAUCCCGUUUUCGUUUUCCGAGAUCAAGAACACUCGGGUUCUGGAUGAUUAUCGGACGAUGAUCUUAUUCGAGAGCUUCGGAUUCGGUAAACACGGCCAUGUAUCGAUCUCGGUGACCAACGUUUCGUUGGCGGCGAGGCACGGAAACACGAAAUUCAACCCUUCUUUGAUGGGGUUCUUCGUUGCGGACGUCCCUUCGUUCCGAAGUAUUUGGAACUAUUCGAUGCAUGAUAGAACAUUUUGCGUUUUAACGAGUCGGUAUGCGAAGCUCAUAUUCAAGUUUGAUAACCUUAAACCGGACUCGACGUACACCGGUUCGAUCGAAAUUGGUGAACCGAACGAAUACAAUUUGGUGUUCGGGAACUGUCAGCCGGACGUCGAAGUAUCGAUGCACGUUCAUACGGAGAUGUACAACCUUAAAGAUGGCGAAAAAGAUUUCUUGUCGGCCGGAAAAACGCCGUUGCCGAAGUUUUAUUUUCUCUUGUUUUUAGUAUAUGCAGCGUUUUUCAUUGUAUGGGUCAUUGCAUGUAAGAACGAAUGGCCUAGGGUUGAGAAGAUACAUAUGAUAAUGGGUGCAUUGCUUCUUUCCAAGUGCCUAAAAAUGAUAUGUGCCUCCGAAGACACGACUUAUGUCCGAAAUACCGGCACCCCCCACGGUUGGGACGUCGCGUUUUACGUGUUCGGAUUCUUCAAAGGCAUCAUGUUGUUCACCGUAAUCAUCUUAAUCGGCACCGGCUGGUCGAUACUCAAACCCUACCUCCAGGAACGAGAGAAACAAGUCCUGAAGACGGUGAUCCCGUUACAAGUCCUUGAGAACAUUGUAUACGUCGUGAUAAACGAGACCGGUCCGGCGACGAGGGAUUGGAUGACGUGGAACCAAUUGUUCCUAUUGAUCGACAUCGCGUGUUGUUGCGUCGUGUUCUUCCCGAUCAUCUGGUCGAUCCGGAGCCUGAAAGAGGCGUCGAAACGGGACGGAAAAGCCGCUAAAAACCUCGAGAAACUCACACUCUUCAAGCAGUUCUACAUAGUGGUGAUAGUCUACUUGUAUUUCACUAGAAUCGUGGUGUCCGCCAUUGGAGCAUUCUUGAAUUACAGGUUCGCGUGGCUGGUCACUGUGCUGGAAGAAGGCGCCAGCUUGGUUUUCUAUGGGUUUAUUUUCUAUAAUUUUCAGCCGACGGAGAAGAAUCCAUAUCUGGUGGUUAAUGAUGAGGAAGAAGAGAAUGCAGCUGCUCAAAUGAUGGAAGAAGACGAUGAUGAUCCAUUUGAACUAUAGUGUGUGGUGGUGGGGAUUUUGUUUCAAGACUAGAUUUGUAAUAAUCUUGAAUUAAAACUAAUUAGGGUUU